GAAGCUUCCUGCAGCUCUCCUUUUUUUUUUCUUCUUCUUUCCCGAAUCCCGAAGCAUCCUGUGCUCCCAUCUUUCUUCCUUCCCUUCUUUUUCUUUUCCCCGUAGCUCUUCCCCUCUCUUUUCUUCUCCUCCUUCUGCUCUCUUCUCUUCUUCCUCUCACCUUCCCACUCUUCUCCCGUGAGCACAAAAGGAGGAAGAUCCCAAAAUGGAGCUUGGGGAAACCCCACGGCGGAGAGGGAGCUCGGGAGGAGAACCCAUGGUGGAAAGGGAGCUUGGGGAAAAUGGCCCGAGGCCGGCGGCGCCGGCGACAUCCAAAGCUCGGCCUCCUCCUCCUCUUUUCCGUGAACACAAGGGAGCGGUCCCUCGCCAGAGUGCUUGGGAGGCCCAGGCCGAGACCGGCGGCACCCGCCGUAGCUGGCCCUUCCCACGGAGGAGACGCACGGUGGUAUCAGAGCGGGAUGAAUUCCUUCCAGCAACAAGUUCCUAAGUUAUCAAAGGAUAAGUAUGGUUCAUGGUGUAUCCAAAUGAAAGCCUUGUUUGGAUCUCGAGAUCUUUGGGAAACCAUUAACAAUGGUUUUGUGGAACCCACUGAUGAGCAAGAGGCUGCAUAUACAACAGAUGAGAAGAAGGCUAUUAGGGAGCAGAGGAAGAAGGAUAAAAAAGCUUUGUUUAUACUCUAUCAAGGGUUGGACGAAGCUACCUUCGAAAAGGUUGCCGAAGCAACAACAAGCAAAGAAGCAUGGGAGAUUCUAGUUUCCAUCUUUAAAGGAGAUGAUCGAGUGAAGCGGAUUCGCCUCCAAGCAUUGCGAGGCGAGUUUGAAGCUCUCCACAUGAAGGAUGGCGAAUCGGUGUUGGAUUAUUUUUCACGGUUGCUAAUAAUUGUGAAUGGCUUGAAGAGAAAUGGUGAGAAGCUAGAUGACAUUCGUGUUGUCGAGAAGGUACUCCGAUCCCUUUUCUCUAACUUUGAGCAUGUAGUUGUAGCUAUCGAAGAGUCUAAGGACUUGGAGAUACUUACAAUUGAAGAAUUAUUGGGUUCACUACAAGUACAUGAGCAAAGGAUGCAGAAGAAAUCCAAUCCAGCUGUAUUGAAACAAGCAUUAGAGUCAAAACUGACUCUAAAUGAUCAAAGAAAAUCUACCUCCAACCGUGGUCGAGGCAGAGGCCGAGGGCGUGGUACUCCUCAACAAUCAAGCCAAAAUCAGCAGGAGAAUCAAAGCUUUAGAAGUCGAGGACGAGGAUGAGGCCGUUACUGUGGUAGAGGAAGAUCCUAUGGACAUGGAGCCAAUAGGAAUGUCCAAUGUUAUAAUUGCAAUAAUUUUGGACACUACGCGUCCGAUUGUUGGUCCAAAAUUGAUGAACAAGCCAAUGUUGCAGAGGCAUCACAUGAUGCAGGUAAUGAAUCUAUCCUACUUCUUGCACAUGAUGAUUCACAUAUUCAUAUGAAAAUUGGUAUCUUGAUUCUGGGGCAAGUAAUUAUAUGUGUGGCAAGAAAGAAUUGUUUGUAGAACUCACGAAAGAAGUCCACGGAAAGGUGAACAUGGGAGAUUCCUCCAAACUAUCAGUUGAAGGCAAAGGAAAAAUAAAAAUCUAUCAGAAGGAUGGUAAGAAUGGGUAUAUCUCUGAUGUGUAUUAUGUACCUAAUAUGAAAAGCAAUAUUCUUAGCAUUGGACAGCUUGUAGAAAAGGGAUAUAACAUACAAAUGAGAGACAACCCUCUCAUUUUGACAGAUACAAGUGGAAGAAUCAUCGCAUAUAUUCCGAUGACCCAAAAUCGUAUGUUCCCACUUCAUCUCAACACAAAGUCAGAGCAAUGCUUCUAUGGACUCAAAAAAAGUGAGUCAUGGAAGUGGCAUCAUCGUCUUGGGCAUCUUCACUUUAGCGGUCUAAAACUGCUAUCUUCAUCAAGCAUGGUGCAUGGGUUACCAAUGAUUGAGCCGCCAAGUAACACUUGUGAUGUAUGUAUACUUGGCAAACAAGCAUGGCUUCCUUUUUCCAGCGGCAAAUCAUGGAGAGCAACGGCACCACUUCAAUUGAUCCACACUGACAUAUGUGGACCUAUUGAACCUGAGUCGCUAGGAGGUAAUAGAUACUUUAUUACUUUCAUUGACGACUUCAGCAGAAAAUUAUGGGUUUAUUUUCUUAAAGAAAAGUCAGCUGCUUUUGUUGUAUUCAAAAAUUAUAAAGCCCAUGUAGAAAAAGAAAGUGGUCACAAAAUUGUAACUCUCCGUUUUGAUCGAGGUGGAGAAUAUACCUCAAAAGUAUUUAAUGAGUAUUGCAGGGAAGAAGGCAUAAAGCAUCAAUAUACAGUGGCAUACACCUCACAGCAAAAUGGGAUCGCUGAAAGAAAGAAUCGUACUAUUCUUAAUAUGACAAGAACUAUGCUCAAGGAGAAAGAAUUGCCAAAGCAAUUCUGGGCGGAAGCUGUGGCGUGCUCAACAUAUGUGCUGAACCGAUGUCCUACCAAAAGUGUGAAGCACAUGACACCUCAAGAGGCGUGGAGCGGCUACAAACCAACUAUUGCACACCUAAGAAUUUUUGGGUGUAUUGCAUAUUCUCAAGUUCCCAAGCCCAACAGAAAAAGCUGGAUGAUCGUGGUGAGAAAUGCAUCUUUCUUGGCUAUAAUGAAGAAUCGAAAGCAUACAAGCUCUAUAAUCCACUAACAAAGAAAUUAGUGGUUCGUAGAGAGAUUAUCUUUGAUGAAGAUAAAGCAUGGAGCUGGAAUGAUGAUGAGAAAGCCAAAGAGCAGCAAGUGUUUGAAGAACUUGAAGAACCCCCAACACAAGUUCCACCAAGUAUACCACCAUCUCCUCAACAUGACACCUUCUCCUAGAAGAAACUCACCAUCUUCAACAGAAAGCAGUAGCAACAGAUCUUCCAUACACCAGAGUUCCAUCAAAAUGAGAAGUCUCGCGGAGAUUUAUAAUCAAAGAGAAGAAGACAAAGAGGCCAACCUCUUCUGUUUAUAUGCUGAUCAUGAACCUCUCACUUUCCAAGAAGCUGUAGAAGAAGAAUGUUGGCGAUCAGCAAUGGAGGAGGAGAUUCAUGCUAUUCAGAAGAAUGACACGUGGAAGUUGACAAAACUUCCAAUAAAUCAAAAGGCUAUUGGUGUCAAGUGGGUAUACAAGAUCAAACGUACUGCUGAGGGAGAAGUUUCUCGUUACAAGGCGAGACUAGUUGUUAAAGGCUACAAGCAGAAGUACGGCAUCGACUACGAAGAGGUUUUUGCACUAGUUGCAAGACUUGACACGGUGAGAUUAUUGAUUGCACUUGCCGCUCAUCAUAAUUUGAAAAUAUAUCAGCUUGAUGUCAAAUCAGCUUUUCUAUAUGAUAUUCUUGAAGAAGUGUAUGUUAACCAGCCAGAAGAAAGCAAGGUGUACUGCCUGAAAAGGCAUUAUAUGGUUUAAAGCAGGCGCCAAGAGCUUGGAAUGCACGUAUUGAUAGCUAUCUUCAUCUGAAUGGCGUCACCAAAUGUCCAUAUGAGCAUGCAG
Molecule: messenger RNA, 3487 nt
Organism: Phoenix dactylifera (date palm)
Lineage: Eukaryota; Viridiplantae; Streptophyta; Magnoliopsida; Arecales; Arecaceae
Source: RefSeq, a predicted model, not a curated record